Messenger RNA from Didymella exigua CBS 183.55, 1290 nucleotides. RefSeq lists its product as uncharacterized. NCBI's taxonomy places the organism in Eukaryota, Fungi, Ascomycota, Dothideomycetes, Pleosporales, Didymellaceae. Bases 64 to 1242 code for a protein of 392 amino acids. The record is from RefSeq and is a predicted model, not a curated record. The transcript is spliced from 6 exons.
CAAUAUUGUCUUUUCUUCUCCAUCCAGACGGCUGCUACUCCGCGCUCAACGCUCUUAACUGAGAUGUCAGCUCAGUCGAGUUGGGAUGCGUUGCUGGCUGAAGCAAUUCAGAAGGCUCCUGAUCCGCAUGAGCCUCUUCCAUAUCUCAACCGUCCAGCUACUAUAUACGGGUGGACAAUUUCAUUCCUAGUUGUGACCUGGUUCGCAUUCUCCUUUCGACUGUGGGUGCGAAUCAGAGUUGUACGAGAACCAGGCUGGGACGACGUACUCGUCGCUGUGGCAGCGAUCCUCAACACAGUAGCUUCAAUUUCUGUCUGUAUCUCUAUCCAUUAUGGCCUCGGUCAACACAUGUUGUACCUUGGUGAGAAGAAGCUGGGAGCUUACUUCAUCUCAUUUUACAUCGAGCACAGCAUUUACCUUACCGAGACCGCCAUCAUCAAAGUGUCACUCCUGCUACAAUAUCUCCGCAUCUUCAAAGCUGGCCGGAUGAGAUGGCUUUGCUUGGCCCUUUUGGUCGUGAUCAGCCUCUGGGGAUUGGCCUUCAGUAUCCUGGGAUGGUUCCCCUGCGCUCCCGUCCGUGCGUACUGGAAUCGUACCGGCAACUUCGUGUGCUAUGGCUAUGGCUUCCGUGAUCGCGAAAGCUUCGCUGCUUUGUUUCAGGCCCACAGUGCCUCAAACUUGUUCUUCGAUAUCGCAGUUUUUGCCACACCCCUGGUCCUGUUCCGUACACCAAACUUAAAGUUCAAGAACCUACUGGCUCUAGGUGGCGUAUUUGCAGUUGGGACAUUUGUCAUUCUGAUAUCAGUAUGGCGCUUGAAAUCGAUCGUGCAACACCGUGCUGCUCUGGUGCCUUACCCUGACUUCACCUGGUGGACACCAGUCAGCAUCAUCCUAGCCUGCCUCGAAAUUGACCUGGCUAUUAUAUGCGCAUCAAUACCCAUCUUCUGGCCCGUUCUCCAGAAGUCGUUCUCUGCAAUCUUCGUCAGCCACGAGAUUGAAGUUGUAGAGACCCGGAUCAAGGACCACGGCUUAGCAUACGAACUAGAGCAUACGCAGACCAGAGGCCACCACAGCAUGACGAGCGGUAGUGGCACCUCGACACACGAGUUGACGCAUGAUCCGGAAGAUGGUUACAAGGAACCGUAUUCUGUCGGUGUUGACCCUCUUGGUGAGGAAGCACAAAGUGGACAGGGCUUGCAAACCAACAUCAACAGCGAGCCUAAGAGGAAGUGGGACAUGUAGGGAAUUUAUUAUUGCAAGAUGUCAUUAUACGCAAAAGUGAAACCUGCC